UCUUUGCUGCAUUAACUGUAUCACGGUCAACAUGCAUGAGAACCCUAGAUGCCGGAAGAAAACCCUGACCAUGAUGAUGAAAGAGCAAUCAUUGAAAACAGCGCAGCCGCGGCUUAUUAUUACACUCAUUGAAUUCCUGACGGAACAUAUGUUCACUCUUUCUGUUUCAUUUUGUUGAUGGCUCAGAAGGACGCCUUGGAUCGAGGAAGACAUAUUGUUCUUCUUCUGAUCUAACUAUCAUACACUAAGGAUAUUAUUAUAGUCGUUGUCGUCGUCUGAAUUGAGCGCAUCAUCCUUUUGGCUUUCGUUGAAUCGAAUCCAUCGGUCGUUCGUCGUUUGGAGUUGGGUUUGUCUUUGAGAUCUCAGGGAGCAAACGGAGACAACGACGGAACAGACGUCAUAUCACGCUUCCAUUUGUUUUGACUAAACAGUACGACGACAGCCACUCUGGAGAUCGACUCGACUCGUUCCAACAAACAAACAGCACCAAGAUGGCGGAUGACAUGGCCAGCUUGGCUCGCAUGGAUUCGUUGGAAGAAUAUUUCAUGCUGAAUUCGCCACCGGAAUCUCCCCAACAACCGGCUCGAAAGACAGCGCAAGCACCGCCACCAAACAAUAAUUCCUGGGAUGCCUAUGGUGGUGCUUAUUUUGGAGGCAAUGAAAUGGCGUCUCAGGGCAACGUGCAAUUGUCGACGUUGAAUUAUUCGGUGGAUCGAUCCAACGCGGUCGGCCAUCGCCUGUUGCCAAGUACCCAACGCGACUUGGAUGUCAUACUAAAAAUGGAUGACAAUAGUAAGGAAUUGAAUCUGACGGAACUGUUCCUGCAGAGCAGCCAUCGAAGUAGUCUCAAUUCCAACUAUCAAGCCAAGGGAGCGCUCAAGGGACACGACAAUGAACUGCACAAGAAACGAUCCAAUUCACUCUCGUCGUCGUUUUUGGAAGAUGGCACCGAGUCUGCCAAUACAAACAACAACAACAACAACAACAACAAUACUAAUAAUACGAAUACAGGGGUUGCCAAUUCACAAACCAGUCCAAUGAACAACAACAAGCCAAGAGAAGGACUCUCACGGGAACCCUCGUUGGAUUUUGAUCUAGAUGUGGAACCCACGCCUCUCUCGGAAAUUAGAGAAAAAGCGGAGCAACGCAAAUUUCUACGGGAACAACACCAACAACAGCCACAAGGGAAUUCGCAAGGCUUGACCCAACAAGAGCUAGACCAACACGAAUACAAAUUGAACCGCCAACAUCGACUCCAACAUGGCAGUAGCUACUAUCCAUAUGGAAGAUCCUAUCAAUUGCCCAUCCCAACCAUGCCACCCAUUUCACCCACGCAACCAAAUAAUACGGAACAACAACAGCCGCUUGCCGAUCCCGUCGCUACGGCUGCUGCACUGGCGUCGGCACAGCAAACGCCGGUGGACAACAGUGGACGCUCCAGCGGUCCUCCACCACACUCUCCAGCGCCAUCUCAUGCCAGCAGUCAUGCUUCGUCGUCGUGGCAUACGAAUAAUCAACCGCACUCUCGUCCAGAAAGCCGAAACAGCACAACGAGUCACGGCUCGUAUCAUCACCAUCGGCACAGUAGUAGUAGCCAUCAAUCACAUUCCCCGUCCACGGCACCGCAGACAGCUCCUCCACAAGCGCCACCACCGAUCCCGUAUCCACCGCCUCAUUCCUAUCCACCUCCACAGCAUCAUCAUACUCAUCACCACACGACAACUCAUCAUAAUCAUCCUGGUACCACAGCACCUCCUCAACCGCCACAUCAUCUCACGACUCCACUGGCAUCGGGACACCCUCCUCAUCCGGGGCAUAAAAUUGUGGGUCCGUACACGACGGCACAACAAGAAGGAAACAACGCCCCUCUGGGGAAUAGACGGAGAACAUCGGCCGGUAAUAACAGCAAAAGUGCACCCGCUCCAGCACCUUCGUAUUUGCCUCGUCGUGGUGAACACAUGUCACGGGAGGCAUCGGCAGCACAUGCGACACCCAAGGGAGUGCUGGCAUCGGCAACCAAACAGCGCAGAGGAUACAGUGGAUUCCAUAAACCGGCGACUUCACAAACCACCAAUACGUAUCAUCAUCCUUUGCCAUCCAAGUUUCCAAACUACACCAACACUGCCCCACCAAGUACUAAUGCUACUUCUACUACGUAUGUCGCCGCCAAAAAGACGAUACCACCGACGAUCACUCUCGCAGCAGCAGCAACAACAACAACAGCAGCAGCAGCAACCACAAAACCUGCUCCCAAACCAGCGUCCUACGCCAAUAACGGUCAUCUCCAUCGACCACCCGCACCUGCUCCUCCUCCUGCUGUCGUCACUCAUAAUAAUAAUAAUCACCCACAGACAGCAGACAGUGCCUACGAACGGAAAAAACAGAGAGCCAAAGAUGCUCGCGUCAAAUUGAAUGAAUCCAUUGAACGAUUGCAUGUCUCCAUGGGGCUUGCGGGAACGGAAUCAAAGAAACGGGCGGCGCAGCUUCGAGAUUUCAUGAAGCAUGCUGGGCGAGAAAACGAAAGCAGCACCGACCAUCAAGCCUUUGAGCUGAUGGAUAGCUGUGUCAAGACAGCAGAAACGGCAAAGAAAUGGGACAGACCCAAUUUUGUAGGGUCGGCUGCCACAAUGAUACAGUGUUUGAACUCGCAAUGCGAGAUACUUAUGAAAGAGCUGCUUGAGUACUCUUCCUUGGACUCUUCCUUAGGUGUCGUGAGGCCGGGACGACCCGCGCCACCGCCCCUGCCAGAAGAGCAGCAGCAGCAGCAGCAAUCCGCGCCUGAAAACGGGGGAAAGAGAUCAAACGAAAACGACACACCAGAGGAUCCAGCAGCGAAACGGAUACGGCGGGAUUCUGUGGAAGAAGAGAAGAAAGAGGCAAGCGGCUCUGCGACGAAUGUCGGGAGCAACAGCCCGGUAAGUCCAGAGUCUGCAACAGCCAUGACGGUGUAUUCCCCUUCAGACGGUCGUCCUCCAUUUCGGCUUGGUGAUUCCGUCAUGGGUCUCAUUGCUUCAUUCUUAGAUCCAGGUUCCUUGAUUCAAUGCAUGGGUGUGUGCAAGGGCUGGAAGGACCAUGAACGGAGCUUUGCCAAGAACGCAACGUGGGUAAACGUUUGCAUUCAAAGAUUUGGAUUUUCCAAUGUCCGUCAGUGGCAGGAGAAACAUGCUGAAGAUGAGGAAGAUGAUCACGACGAGAGUGGUGGGACGGAGGAAAACGGACAGAGUGGUGAUUUCGUUGAAAACACGGGAAUGAAGAUGUAUCGAGCAAUGGACAAGCAGUGCAUCAUGCCUUGGCUUCACGAUGGCAAGAAUCUUGUAUUGCUAGGGAACGCCAGACUUCCGCAAGUUGCUGCUUGGAUGUUCUUGGUUGAUCGCUCCAAUAAAGAGACGAUGAGAUCCGUCAAACGAAACCCGAAUGCGGAAUCAUCUUCCAGACAAACGGGAGUCUACACAUCGCUCCCGGUGGUUGAACUAAGGAUUGUACUUCAGAACACGGGUGGCUACCACGCGAAAAGGGGAACGUCAACGGGAAGCACGAAGAACAGAGCGAUGACAAUUGUCAUGAAUAACCAACGGCUCGUUGUGGAUGCCUCAACUAGGAGAAGAGGCGAGGAAUUGUUGGAGAUUGAUUGGGACGACAGGUUUUCAAAAAGGAUUCUUAAUCCGGAUGGGUCCAACUAUGUGAUGCGUGCCGAUUCAAAGCAGCAAUCUGGAGACGAGCUGGCAAUUCUGAACCUUUUUGAUACGGUCGUAGUCGACGCUUUCAUUCAUGCACGACGAUGCUCAACAACCACCAAGUUCAGACACAGAAGCAAGUUCCUGACGAUCUUGGUGACGGUGAACGGCACAACACAGCCUCUGGUCAUUCCAUUCGCAGACAAUCCACAGGGGGCUUCCGUGGGGUCUUUCAGUUCCCAUUCAUAG
Seminavis robusta is the source of this 3923-nucleotide messenger RNA. NCBI's taxonomy places the organism in Eukaryota, Bacillariophyta, Bacillariophyceae, Naviculales, Naviculaceae. The record is from the annotation of a GenBank genome assembly.